GCACCAAGUCUACUCCUCCGCAGCUAGCUCUAGCUUUAGCUUCUUCCAUCUCCUACAUACAGAUCCAUUCCGUGGAUCGAUCUCUCCAACGAUGCCUCGGCUGCUCCUCUUGUGCCUGGUGUCUAGCCAUUUCGCGGUGACCGCCGUCAUGGCGCGGCAGUUCCCCGUCUUCCUCGUCGACGGCGGCGCCAUGGCAGCAGACGCUCCGUCUGCUUCUGCUUCCGACGCUUCGCGUCUGCAUAGGCACUCCCUUUUGGAGUCCAGGUUCGCAGGGUCGCCGAUGGGCUCGUCUGACCACGGACUACGGCACGGCCCCUUCGACAGGCACUUCGCCGGGGGCAAGAUCAUACUCGGCGGCCUCGCGGUGGCGAUCAUCGCCGCGGUCUUCUGCUACAUCCGCAUCACCAGGGCCAAGAAGAUCGUCGAGCCAAAAACUUAGACUUCUUUCUCUUCCCUGGUUAAUAUCAUACCUUGAACACUUCUUUUUCGUCUUUCUUUGUAGCGAGGACAUGACAUGGGGGAAAAAACAAAUGUA
This is a messenger RNA of Triticum aestivum (bread wheat), 535 nucleotides long. RefSeq lists its product as uncharacterized. Lineage: Eukaryota; Viridiplantae; Streptophyta; Magnoliopsida; Poales; Poaceae. Bases 92 to 439 code for a protein of 115 amino acids. The transcript has a single exon. The record is from RefSeq and is a predicted model, not a curated record.